Molecule: messenger RNA, 1560 nt
Organism: Cooperia oncophora
Lineage: Eukaryota; Metazoa; Nematoda; Chromadorea; Rhabditida; Trichostrongylidae
Source: the annotation of a GenBank genome assembly
AUGCACGGCAUUCAUGAAGCAGAAAAAGCUGGCGAGAAGGCAAAAUCUGGUGGCUUUGGAAUACUCGAUUCGGUGAAAGGUGCUGUAUCAGGUGUUGGCGAGAAAAUAGGCCAUGUUGCCGAAUCAGCGACCGAAGUUGUAGGAGGCGCAGUAGAGGGCGUUAAAGACACAACAGCAUCUGCCUACGAUAAGACAAAAGGAACUGUGUCGGACCUCUCGUCGGCUGCUCAGGAAAAGGCAAGCCAUCUCGGUGAAGGUGUCAAAGAUACGCUUCAUGCCACCACUGAGAAAGUGUCAGAGAGCGCCUCAUGGGUGGGAGACUCAGCCAAGGGCGCAUAUGAGACCACUGCUGAGAAAUUGUCAGAGGGUGUUUCACUGGUUGGAGACACUGCAAAAAGUGCCUACGAGACCACUGCAGAAAAACUGUCAGAGGGCGCCACCUGGAUCGGUGACUCGGCAAAGGGUGCGUACGAUACCACCACUGGAAAACUCGCAGAGACUGCUGAUUAUGUCGCAGAUUCAGCAAAAGGUGCCUACGACACCACUACUGGCACGGUAGCAGAGGGUAUUUCAUUAGUCGGAGACACUGCAAAAAGUGCCUACGAAACCACUGCAGAAAAACUGUCAGAGGGCGCUCAUUGGGUUGCUGACUCGGCCAAGGAUACUCUCCACACUACGGAAGAGACCGCGAAGAAGGGUGCUGGCUGGGUAACUGAAACUGCCAAGGAUACCUACAACGUUACCGCUGAAAAAGUGGCUGAGGGUGCUGACUGGGUUGGUGGUACCGCGAAAGACGCCUACAACACAACUACUGAGAAGGUCUCCGAGACAGUUGGUUGGGUUGGCGAUAAAGCUCAUGAUGCGUACGAUGCUUCCGCCAAUAAGGCAUCAGAGCUGGCUCACUCUGCAGGAGAAGCCGUCGACAGCACCACUGCCUACGUUGGAGACAAAGCACAUGAUACAGCUGGCUGGGUUGGCGAUAAAGCUCAUGAUGCGUACGAUGUUACCACCAAUAAGGCAUCAGAGCUGAAACAUUCUGCGGGUGACGCUGUUGACAGUACAACUUCCUAUGUUGGAGACAAAGCACAUGAUGUAAAAGAAGGCGCCAAAGAGACAGCUGGCUGGGUUGGCGAUAAAGCUCAUGAUGCGUACGAUGUUACCGCCAAUAAGGCAUCAGAGCUGAAACAUUCUGCGGGUGAAGCUGUUGACAGUACAACUUCCUUUGUUGGAGACAAGGCCCAUGAUGCAAAAGAAGGCGUCGAAAAGGUAGCUUCUGGCGCUUUCGGUUUCGUGAAAGGCACGUUCGCCCAGGGCAAGGACAAGGUAGAACACGCUAAAGAUAACGUUAAAGAGGCAGCCGCUGACGCAGCGGAUUCGACAAAGCAUGCCUUCGAAGGGGCAAAGGACAAAGCUUCGGAGUUGGCCCACGAUGUUGAAUCAGCGGGCAAGGAUGCAAAGGAGACAGUGGUAAAGGCUGCUGACAACGCUUAUAAGACCGCUGCAGAGAAAGCUGAGGAUUUGAAGAGCGAUGCUGAAAAGGUAGGGUUUUGUAACGACUAG